Messenger RNA from Epithele typhae, 3150 nucleotides. RefSeq names its product histidine kinase. Gene Ontology annotation, molecular function: phosphorelay sensor kinase activity. Lineage: Eukaryota; Fungi; Basidiomycota; Agaricomycetes; Polyporales; Epitheliaceae. Gene Ontology annotation, biological process: phosphorelay signal transduction system; phosphorylation. The transcript is spliced from 12 exons. The record is from RefSeq and is a predicted model, not a curated record. The coding region runs from base 1 to 3150 and encodes 1049 amino acids.
AUGGAUCAUGUCGUGCUCGCCCUCGCUCCUGAGAGAGAGCUUGUCCGCCGUUGGGCCCCUGAGCUCGUCGCGCUCUCCUACCUCAUCUCUUGGCUCGGCGCGUACACCAGCACGCAGAUCAUGAUCCACGCAAAGUACACCCGGAGCCCUGUCCUUCGCUGGACGUGGACGUUCUUCGCGAGCGCCGCGUUUGGGUUUUGUGCCAUUUGGUCGAUGCACUUUGUCGGUAUGCUCGCCUGCAGGCUUGACGUCAAGGUCAACUUCAACAUGCCCCUAACCAUACUUUCUGCUUUCGUCGCCGUCGUCUUCACCUUUACCGCGCUGGCAUGCCCAUACGCAACGGAGUCGAUUGAGCACUCGACCGCCGUCCUCUGCGUUUCGCGACUCUGGCAAGCGGUAGUCGACCGUUUUUCCUUCCGCCGCCCCCAGGAAGGUUACGCUCCUCUGAGCUGUGAAGACCGUCAGCUCAUCCUGCCCGUUGUCGCUGAUCUUGAAGAUAGGCCCUCGACUCCCGGUAACGCACCGCAUACAACCAGGGCUACCCCUCCUGACGGUAGAAGGCCGCCUCUCGUGCAGUCCCGAUCAUCGACGGAUUCGUCCGUCGACAGCUGUUCAACUUCGGGCUCUGAGGACUCCAGCUCGAUCUCGCCGACGCCUGGUGCGACCACGUGUUCGUCGACUGAGUCGUGGAACGGACCACUACGCCAUGGGUUGAGUCGGGAGGCCCAUUUGAGGAUCAGGGCGAAUGCGAACGAACGCCCCGUCCCGUACUUCGGGUUCCAAUACUGGUCCAGCAAGUACUGGACCUCCGUCAGCACCUUCCUGUAUCUGCGCGCUGCCGUCUGGGCGGCUGCGAUCGUGUUCAUGCACUACUGCGGUUUGUGGGCGAUGGAGAUCCCUGAGGGGCGGGUCGAGUGGAACUGGGCACUCGUGGCACCCGCGUACGCGGUCGCGUGUGUCCUGUGCUUCGUCGCCUGCCUCGCGAUGAACCACAUCGAGUCGGAAUUUGGGCAGCAGAUCGUCUUCAGCACCAUCGCGUCGAUAGGCUGCAGCUCCGUGCACUACAUCAGCGUUGCGACCGCGACGUUCUACACGCGCGCCGCUCCCGUGACGGAUCCGGGGUAUCCGGCGUCCAUCCCCGUCGCGAUCAUGGCGGUCGUCGGUUUUUUCUCUGUGGUUUCGAGUGUGCUUCUUGCGCACGUGGCGAUCACUGCCCGGAACCGCAUGGCGGAGGUGAUCCUCACGAAGCGGCGCCUGUGGCAAAUCAUGGCCGAAAAGGACGCCGCGGAGCAGGCGGUGGAGCUCAAGCAACAGUUCAUCUCCAUCGCAAGCCACGAGAUCAGGACGCCCCUGCACACGGUGAUCGGGUACUGCGAGCUGCUGGUGCGGGCGGAGUUGACGGAGGAGCAGUCGAUGUACGUCACGAGCAUUCAGCAGGCGUGUCAUGCGAUCAACGUGAUCGCUGGGAACGUUCUCGAUUUCAGCAAGCUCGACCGCAACAACGCGGAGCUCUCCGCACAUCCCGUGCUCGUGGACGUCCGCAAGAUGCUAGAAGACAUCGCGAAGGUUACGGAGGUUCGUGGAACCCAGCUUGGUUCGCCACAAGUAGACGUGAUGGUCUCGGUCGCGACCAACGUACCAGCCUCGGUCUACCUGGACGAGACGUAUGCGUUCCGUAUACUCAUGAACUUGAUUUCGAACGCUCAAAAGUUCUGCGAGGAAGGCUACAUCUGCCUGUCUGCGACCAUGUCCGGACCCACACAAUUGCAGAUCAGCGUCUCUGACACGGGCUGCGGGAUCCCGAGGGCGUUCCGGGGCGCGCUCUUCGAGCCCUUCCGCCAGGCGGACACCUCGCACACCCGGCCGCGGCAAGGCGCCGGCCUCGGCCUCAGCAUCGUCAAGCACCUCGUGCAACGCAUGGGCGGCACCGUCUCCGUCGAAUCCACUGAGGGCGAGGGGUCGACGUUCACCGUCGAGCUGCCCGUGAUGCUGCACUCGCGUCCCCCGUCGCGGGCGCCGUCUCCCGCGUACCCGCCCGCGCCGGAUGCUUCAAGCGGGCCCGUCGCGCGUCGAAAGAAACUCGUGCGCGUCGUCCACCGCGACGUGCGCACGCAGAAGCAAUACCUCCGCCUGUGGGCGGGGGCCGGCCAUGCUGCAUGCGCGGGCGCAGCGUCCGCGACCCUGGCCGAUCUCGCGUACGGCGUCGACGCCGUCUGGACGGACGCGGAGACCCUGGCGGGCUCCCCUGCGCUGCGCGCGCUCAUGCGCGGCUCGUCACCGUCCGCGGGUAGCCCCGGCUCGAGCGAGGAAAAGGAGGCGGCGCACGUGGCGGUAUUUGUCGUGCAUUCGAACGCGCACGACCUCACGCCGCUCGGGGACGACCUCGAGCACGGGGCGGCGGUCGUGCUGGUGAAGCGUCCGGUGGUGAUGCACGCCGUCGCGGAGUGGGUGGACUCGCCGGAGGGGCGGAUGGGGACGCACGUGCGGCAGACGAGGGUGCGCUUUGCGCUCCCGGCCACGGGCGCGAGCGACACCGACGGCGACACCGACGCGGAGACGGAUGACGAUACGGAUGCGGAGUGGGAGGAUCUGUUGUUGUCGGCGCCGGUGCCGAUGCCGCCCCCGGCGAUGAGGGAGAAGGCGCUGUCGAGGAUCGCCCUCCCAGGAGGGAAGAUGCGUGCGGGGAACGGGGCGUUGAAGGCGAAGACGGCAGGGGCGGUGGAGGUCAUCCCGCUGUCGCCUCCCAGCGUGCACCCGUUCACAGUGCUGUUGGUCGAGGACAAUCCCGUCAAUCAACGAUUAGGACAGCGACUUCUCGAGAAGUUGGGCUACGUCGUUUCUACCGCGAACGACGGGCAGCAGGCCCUCAACGCGGUGCGGACGAACGAAUUCGGGUGUUGUCUGAUGGACUGUCAGAUGCCUGUCCUCGACGGCUUCGACGCCACGACGAAAAUCAGAGAACUGGAGCGCACUGGCGCGCUCUCAGGCCGAUUGCCGAUCAUCGCGCUCACUGCGAACGUGUCGCCAGAGAGCGAGGCGCAGUGCAGGGCGGUCGGCAUGGACUACUUCCUGCCAAAGCCGCUGAAAAUGAACGAUCUCGACGCCAUUGUUCGGCGCCUGCGACGGGCCCUCCCCGUCGUCGUCUCGUGA